GUCGUCUGAGAGCGGGGACACUGGGCGCGCUGUCGGGCGGGGGCGAGGUUCGGGCCGGUUGUGCCGUUGCGAGACUGCAGCUGUGGUCGCUUUGGCGGGCCCAGAAUUACAUGCUGACUUUGUAAACUGGAGAAGCCAGUGGUGCUGUUGCUGUUCUUAGGAGGCAGUGUCUAGGUCCAGUGCAAGUUGAAUCAUUAUUCCACUAAGGUAUAAUUGAAAAGUGACCUUCUCUUCAGAAAUGUCAAAAACAAACAAAUCCAAGUCUGGAUCUCGUUCUUCUCGCUCAAGAUCUGCAUCCAGAUCUCGGUCUCGUUCAUUUUCGAAGUCUCGAUCCCGAAGCCGAUCUGUCUCUCGUUCAAGGAAGCGAAGGCUGAGUUCUAGGUCUCGUUCCAGAUCGUACUCUCCAGCUCAUAACAGAGAAAGGAAUCACCCCAGAGUGUAUCAGAAUCGAGAUUUCCGAGGUCACAACAGAGGCUACAGGAGACCCUAUUAUUUCCGUGGGCGAAAUCGAGGCUUUUAUCCAUGGGGCCAGUAUAACCGAGGUGGCUAUGGAAACUACCGUUCUAAUUGGCAGAACUACCGACAAGCAUACAGUCCUCGUCGGGGCCGUUCCCGAUCCCGGUCCCCAAAGAGAAGGUCCCCUUCACCAAGGUCCAGGAGCCAUUCUAGGAACUCUGAUAAGUCAUCUUCUGAUAGGUCAAGACGUUCCUCAUCCUCUCGUUCAUCCUCCAACCACAGCCGAGUUGAAUCUUCUAAGCGCAAGUCUGCAAAAGAGAAAAAGUCCUCAUCCAAGGAUAGCCGGCCGUCUCAGGCGACUGGUGACAACCAGGGAGAUGAGGCUAAGGAGCAGGCUUUUUCUGGAGGUACCUCUCAAGACACCAAAGGGUCUGAGAGCUCAAAGCCAUGGCCAGAUGCCACCACCUAUAGCACUGGUUCUGCAUCACGGGCUUCGGUUUCUGACCUGAGUCCCCGGGAACGAAGCCCAGCUCUCAAAAGCCCCCUUCAGUCUGUGGUGGUGAGGCGGCGGUCACCCCGUCCUAGCCCAGUGCCAAAACCUAGUCCACCACUUUCUAACACAUCCCAGAUGGGUUCAUCUCUGCCAAGUGGUGCUGGAUAUCAGUCUGGGACACACCAAGGUCAGUUCGAUCAUGGCUCUGGGUCUUUAAGUCCAUCCAAAAAGAGCCCCGUGGGUAAGAGUCCACCAGCCACUGGCUCCACAUAUGGCUCAUCUCAGAAGGAGGAGAACGCUGCUGCUUCAGGAGGAGCAGCCUAUACAAAGAGGUAUCUGGAAGAGCAGAAGACAGAGAAUGGGAAAGAUAAGGAGCAGAAACAGACAAAUACUGAGAAAGAGAAAGUGAAAGAUAAAGGGAGCUUCUCUGAUGCAGAUGCAAAAAUGAAAUCUGACCCAUUUGCUCCCAAGACUGACACUGAGAAGCCAUUUCGAGGUAGCCAGUCACCCAAAAGGUAUAAGCUUCGUGAUGAGUUUGAGAAGAAGAUGGCUGACUUCCACAAGGAGGAGAUGGAUGAUCAAGAUAAGGACAAAAGUAAGGGAAGAAAGGAAUCUGAAUUUGAUGAUGAGCCCAAAUUUAUAUCUAAAGUCAUAGCUGGUGCAAGCAAAAACCAAGAAGAAGAGAAGUCAGGCAAGUGGGAGAGCCUCGUGUAUACAGGAAAGGAAAAGCAGAGGAAAGCAGAGGAGCUGGAGGAGGAGACUUUCACAGAGAGAUCCAAAAAGGAGGAGCGAAAGAGGAGUGAAAGUGGGCACAGGGGCUUUGUGCCAGAAAAGAAUUUCCGAGUAACUGCAUACAAGGCAGUUCAAGAGAAAAGUUCAUCACCUCCCCUGAGGAAGACCUCCGAGAGCCGUGACAAGCUGGGAGCCAAAGGAGACUUUUCCUCAGGGAAGUCUUCCUUUUCUAUUACUAGGGAGGCCCAGGUCAAUGUCAGGAUGGACUCUUUUGAUGAAGAUCUUGCACGACCCAGUGGCUUAUUGGCUCAGGAACGAAAGCUUUGUCGGGAUCUAGUCCAUAGCAACAAAAAGGAACAGGAAUUUCGUUCCAUUUUCCAACACAUACAGUCAGCUCAGUCUCAGCGUAGCCCCUCAGAAUUGUUUGCCCAGCACAUAGUGACGAUUGUUCAUCAUGUUAAAGAGCAUCACUUUGGAUCUUCUGGAAUGACGUUGCAUGAGCGCUUUACUAAAUACUUAAAGAGAGGAACUGAACAAGAAGCAGCUAAAAAUAAGAAAAGCCCAGAGAUACACAGGAGGAUAGACAUUUCUCCCAGUACAUUCAGAAAACAUGGUUUGGCUCAUGAGGAAAUGAAAAGUCCCCGGGAACCUGGCUAUAAGGCUGAGGGAAAAUACAAAGAUGAUCCUGUUGAUCUUCGCCUUGAUAUAGAGCGUCGUAAAAAACAUAAGGAGAGAGAUCUUAAACGAGGUAAAUCCAGAGAAUCAGUGGAUUCCCGAGACUCUAGUCACUCAAGAGAAAGAUCAACUGAGAAAACAGAGAAAGCUCAUAAAGGAUCAAAGAAGCAGAAGAAGCACCGGAGAGCAAGAGAUCGGUCCAGGUCCUCGUCUUCCUCUUCCCAGUCUUCUCACUCCUACAAAGCAGAAGAGUACCCUGAGGAAGCAGAGGAAAGAGAAGAGAGCACCACGGGUUUUGACAAAUCCAGACUGGGGACCAAAGACUUCGUGGGUCCAAAUGAAAGAGGAGGUGGCAGAGCUCGGGGAACCUUUCAAUUUCGAGCCAGAGGGAGAGGUUGGGGCAGAGGAAACUACUCUGGCAACAAUAACAACAACAGCAACAAUGAUUUUCAAAAGAGAAACCGGGAAGAGGAAUGGGAUCCAGAAUACACACCCAAAAGCAAGAAGUAUUACUUGCAUGAUGACCGGGAAGGUGAAGGCAGUGACAAGUGGGUGAGCCGAGGCCGGGGCCGAGGAGCCUUCCCCCGGGGUCGGGGCCGGUUCAUGUUUAGGAAAUCCAGUACAAGUCCCAAAUGGGCCCAUGACAAGUUCAGUGGGGAAGAAGGAGAGAUUGAAGAUGAUGAGAGCGGAGCAGAGAAUCGGGAGGAGAAGGACAGUUUACAGCCUUCAACUGAGUAGGGGGUGGGGGGGCCACUCUUUCCCAGGGGACAAAGGAGAUGCUGGUGAGGAGCUAAACAGAGGAGCCUCAAGAAGAUCUGAAAAUCUCAUCCCACCCCCACCAGCCACACAGAAUCCUACGACAGCAGAGUGUAUCCCUGGUGCUGUCCCAGUGGACAGAGGAUGCUGGCCACACAGAGCCUGUGGUCAGGCCCAGGUUUUGAGCAAAAUAUACAAACAAAUUGGGCUCCAGCUGAUUCUCUUUUUUCGGUGUGUGGGGUGGGGGCAGGGUAGGGAGAGUGCUGCUGAUGCUUGGAUUUUGGUUUGUUUCCCUAUAGAAACCAAGUUUUCUUAAUUUCAUUUUAUCUGGAGCUAAGAGGACUAAUUGAUUUUCAGUCUCUUCCCCUGUCCUGAUUUUAAAAGCCCUUAUAUUUUUUCUUUUUCUUUUUUGGGAUAUGUAGUAAUACUAGCAGAAAGAUUUAAUUUGGGCAACUUUGAUUAAGAGAAAACAAAGCAUGUGAAUAAACAUUGACAUGUUCACCUCAGUUUGGGACCAAACUGCUUGGAUCUUUGUAAAAACCGGUUUUGUAUGCCAAGGAGGAGUUUAAGGCCUUUCUGACCACCUCGUGUUCCCCUUUCUACACAGCCAUGUAUUCAUGGAGUUGCCCCCAAACCACCCCAUACACCCUGCUCCUGUCUUUCUGAUUUCUUCCAGGCUGGGCUUCCCGUUCUCCACCAGCAGCUCCAGUAUCCCAAACUUUCUAGUUCUGCUGGUCCUCAGCAACAGGGGUGGAAACUGGAGGCAGUUUCUGGUCUGUUUUCUAAGAAACUUCUGAAUUCUAUUAUCUUUACAAAUAUAAGAUGAGAAAAUAAUUUUUUCAAUAUUUUUUAUUAAUCUUUUUAUAAAAUGAAAAGAAACUCCUACAAUCGAUAAAGGAAGGUGGUUAUGGCUGGGUGGUUUGUGGGGUUGUGUGUUUUUGGUGGGGUUUUUUUUUUUUUUCCCUCCCCGUUUUUUUUUUUUCUUUUUAACCUUAAGUUUUAAGUUGAAACAUUUUCACAUGUAUAUGGGGGGGACAUCUUACAGUGGGUUCUUGAGCUUGCCUUCUGGAGAGGUGGUCCUGAGCAGGUGAAUCACAGCAUUUGUGCAUCUGUCUGUGCCCACUGCACCCUCUUCCCCCCAGUCUUCGCUCUUGGGUUGUUGUGCGACUUUCCCCUUACUUUGCUAAUUUCCUAUAAUAGUUAAGUUGGUUUUACUUGAAUGAUUCAUGUUUAGGGGAAAAAGAAAAAAUACCCUUUAAUUUUUGUUUCAACUCCUCCUGCAAAUAAAAACAAUAAAUGAAGUGGCAGAUGUAAA
Nannospalax galili (Upper Galilee mountains blind mole rat) is the source of this 4427-nucleotide messenger RNA. It is a transcript of the gene Thrap3, whose product is annotated as thyroid hormone receptor associated protein 3. The transcript has 12 exons. The record is from RefSeq and is a predicted model, not a curated record. NCBI's taxonomy places the organism in Eukaryota, Metazoa, Chordata, Mammalia, Rodentia, Spalacidae. Gene Ontology annotation, molecular function: transcription coregulator activity; DNA binding. Bases 239 to 3094 code for a protein of 951 amino acids. Gene Ontology annotation, cellular component: mediator complex. Gene Ontology annotation, biological process: positive regulation of transcription by RNA polymerase II.